AUGGCUUUCAACCUCGUUAACUGUAGUGAACAGUGGUCUACUAUUCAAGCGGAAAAAUGUAAAUUAGUCAGUACUUUGAACGGAAAGCGUUUGAAUCCCUGUGACACGGGCCAAAGUUUCAGUACAGAAGGUGACCAUUCUGUUGGGACGAAAUAUUUUGAAAUAAAUGUGGAAAGGACGGAAAUUUGGAAGUUCUUGAAUAUGGACCUUGAUGCAUAUGAUGCAGGCAGAAAAGUAAAGUCAUUGACCCGUAGCGCACCUCGUGAAGCACUAGCCCAGGACGAGCCUACUGGUCAGGCGACGAAACGGGACCUUCACCGGGAAAAUUUACCCACGCCAAGACAAACCAGCGAUGGACUUGUGAAAACGGAUGCGACGCGUCCAUUUGACCCGAGAAUAGUCGGGCAUGCACACCCUAGUCUCACAGAUCCAGCGACUAUGUCUGGCUGCCUCAGACUUCAGCAUGGAUUAGCUUCAAUCACGGGACAGACCUCAAUUGGAACUUACCAUCAACCUCUAAUUGAUUCAGAAGAAGAUUCAUUUUACAAGAUAGUCUCAUGUGGCUUCGCUCUGCAGAUCGCGUUGGCCUUUCAUAUGGCUCCAACGAGCUAG
Molecule: messenger RNA, 612 nt
Organism: Opisthorchis viverrini
Lineage: Eukaryota; Metazoa; Platyhelminthes; Trematoda; Opisthorchiida; Opisthorchiidae
Exons: 5
Coding region: 1-612 (203 amino acids)
Source: RefSeq, a predicted model, not a curated record